This is a messenger RNA of Periconia digitata, 1227 nucleotides long. The record is from the annotation of a GenBank genome assembly. Lineage: Eukaryota; Fungi; Ascomycota; Dothideomycetes; Pleosporales; Periconiaceae.
AUGAAAGUCAAUACAUUCGUCUUCCCAAUCCAUUCUACAGACCACAAUUCGCUAGUCCGCAUCAUGUCUACCACAACAACAGAAACGCUGCCCGUACAAGAGGUCACGUCAGGCACGGACUCUUCGCAAUACGGCUUCGCCAAUCUCGAACCUUAUGUCCACCCUCCAGAGACUAAAGCUGAUCUUCCGUGGUCAGAGCUCGUAACGCUUGACCUCGAAGACUACAAUCGCGAAGGCGGCAAAGAGCGUUUGGCGAAACAGCUGGAACAUGCAGUACACCACGUUGGCUUUUUCUAUGUCAAAAACUUCGGUAUCGAGCAAGAAAGAGUAGAUCGGCAAUUCACACUCGCGAAACACUUCUUCGAACUUCCCGUUUCCGAGAAAGAGAAGCAUGAAAUUGAUUACGCAGCCGCGGAUUACAACGGAUGGCGUCGAUCCGGCAGAGCCACCGUCGCCGACGCAAAAGACAAUAUAGAGAUUUUCAACAUCCCCAAAUUCACUCCCGACUUCGCCGGAAAAUACACCUACCCACCCCUCCUCUCCGCACACCUCCCGGAAAUCGAAAACUUCCAAAAGUCGUUGCACGCAAACGUCGUACUCCCCUUACUCCGUCUCUUCGCCAUCGUGCUCAAGCUUCCAGAUGAAGAUUACCUCGUGCGCCAGCACACCUACGACAAGAAAUCCGAGGACCAUUUCAGAUAUAUGAUCUACCACCCACGAUCAGAAGAAGACUGGAAAGCCGCAAAAUAUGGCGCUACAGGCGGGCACACGGAUCUAGGAACUGUAACACUGCUCUUCCGCCAACCAGUUGCAGGACUCCAGAUCCUCGGCGAAGACGGAGAAUGGACGUGGGUGAGCGCACAGCCUGGUACCAUCACCGUGAACCUCGCAGACACGAUCUCCCACUUGACAGGCGGAUGGUUAAAGUCCUCUGUUCAUCGCGUUGUUGCUCCUCCGGAAGACCAGCGCGAGUUCAAGCGUACGGGAUUGCUGUAUUUUGCGCGGCCGCAUAAUGAUACCAAGUUGCUGCCGAUUACGGAUAGUCCGGUCUUGCAGGAGGCUGGGGUGAAGCCGAGGUUUGAGAAGAUUGUAUCGAUGGAGGAAUGGGUUAGGGCCAAGCAGACAUUGCAGUUGAAUCCGGAGAUUGCGGCGAAGAGGUGGGCUGAAAGAGGGGACGGAAAGGUGGAGGUUUUGGCUGGGUUUCAUGAUCAGAGAUAUAAGGAGUGA